AAUAUUAUGAACAAUAUUCAUUACAUCCUUUUAAACAACAAAAUAUACGUAAAAAUAAUUUCCUUAAACAAGAGCAAGCUGGAGUGUUGAGAAAAAUUGUUCGAAAACGAACUACUAAUAAAAUCACCAGAAUUGUUUUAGUAGCUCUGGGAUUUGGUGAACUUUUCUAUUUGAGAAGUAUUUUAAUGCAUCGCGCAAUUCGAACAUGGGAUGAAAUCAAAAUAUUCAAUAAUAUUACAUAUUUAACUAACCAGGAAACUGUAUGA
Molecule: messenger RNA, 266 nt
Organism: Racocetra fulgida
Lineage: Eukaryota; Fungi; Glomeromycota; Glomeromycetes; Diversisporales; Gigasporaceae
Source: the annotation of a GenBank genome assembly